Verticillium dahliae VdLs.17 is the source of this 2671-nucleotide messenger RNA. Its product is annotated as binuclear zinc transcription factor. Gene Ontology annotation, molecular function: zinc ion binding; DNA-binding transcription factor activity, RNA polymerase II-specific; DNA binding. The record is from RefSeq and is a predicted model, not a curated record. Lineage: Eukaryota; Fungi; Ascomycota; Sordariomycetes; Glomerellales; Plectosphaerellaceae. Bases 1 to 2019 code for a protein of 672 amino acids. Gene Ontology annotation, biological process: DNA-templated transcription; regulation of DNA-templated transcription. Gene Ontology annotation, cellular component: nucleus. The transcript has 6 exons.
AUGUCUCCCCCUUCACCGACGACAUCAACCGAACAAGAUGGCGGCGGCAUUCCGUCUCGUCAUCGAGCCGUGUCUCCCAAAGCAGAGCUAGACACUGCCGACAACAGAAGCAUACCCAAACCAAAGCGCCUGGCCUGCAUGAUCUGUCGCAAAAGGAAAUUGAAAUGCGACGGCAUCAAACCCAGCUGCAGCACAUGCACCAGGCUCGGCCACUCGUGCGCAUACGACGAAGUGCGUCGAAAGAGCGGCCCCAAGCGGGGCUAUGUCAAGGCUUUGGAGGAGCGUCUCAAGCAAGUCGAAACCCUCCUCAACAAAACCAAAGACUCGGCAACAGGUGCCGAUGCCAAUACGGCCGCGCCUCUGAACCUUGACACCGCAUCAGCUACCCGCGUCCAGCUGUCACCCGCCGCCGCCGCCGCCGGUGGUGGCUUCAGCGGCCAGAACGCCACGCUCACUCUUCGAGGCGACGGCGACAUGGACCGCUGGCAGUUUGCGGGCGAGUCGCCUCAACCUGGGCCUCCCAUGGACGACUUCAACUUCAACACGAGCAUGACCCCCGGCUUAAACCCCAACAUGCCGAUGGGAAUGGGCAACCUGAAUAAUACGAACUUCCCAUGGGAAAUGAUAGGACUUGGUCUGGAGGAGCCCCUGCCACCACAAGAGACCAUCGAUGAGCUGCAUCAGAUCUACUUUGAGAAGGUCCACCCUUCCAUGCCAAUGAUUCACAAAUACAGGUAUCUGGCGGCCAUGAACCUAGCAGAGUCACUAAUGUCAUCCAGGAUUGGUCUUCACCGCUUAGAUGGGGCGGGCCUCGACGUCAAGCAAUGCCUUCCACCCCCGCGCGAUUGGACCGAGCGCGAAGAGCGGCGGCGCACGUUUUGGAUGGCAUUCUGCGAGGAUCGGUAUGCGAGCAUCGGCACCGGCUGGCCCAUGACCAUCGACGAGAAGGAUAUUAUGACGAACCUGCCAUCUUCGGACGAAGCUUUCGACAUGAGUAGGCCUGAGCAGACGCAAUCCCUGCAAGACAGCAUGAGUCCCGCAGGAGCAAGCAAACUCUCAUCUUUCGGCGGAAUUGUGCUCAUGGCCUGUCUCUUUGGCCGUAACCUUAUCCAUCUUCACAGACCCGACGUCGACGACCGAGACAACGACCUCAACGGCGAGUUCUGGAAACGUCACAGGUCAAUGGACAACAUUAUCCUCAAUACAUCGCUCUGCCUGCCGCCUCACAUCAAGCUGCCUUCCGGCCUCAGCAACCCCAACAUUGUUUUUACCAACAUGAGCAUCCACACCUCGACAAUAUGCCUUCAUCAGGCGGCUAUUUUCAAAGCUGAUAAGAACAAGCUACCGGCAUCAGUGAGUGCCGAAAGCAAAGUCCGCUGCAUUACCGCUGCCAGCGAAAUUGCGAGUAUCAUGAGGAUGAUAUCGCACAUGGAUCUAAGCUGCAUGAACCCUUUUAUUGCGUUCUGCCUCUAUGUGGCUGCGAGGGUAUUCGUGCAAUACCUCAAGAGUCGACCUGAUGACAGUCAGACGGCAGAUUCGUUGCGUUUUCUGUUGUCAGCCAUGAAUGCUCUGAAGCGCAGGAACCCCCUUACGGAGUCAUUCUUGGUACAGCUAGAUGUCGACCUCGAAGCUUUGGGGAUGAGAAUUCCGAAGCUGAGAGCUGCAUUCCCACGAAGCGGCGACAGUCCGGAUGCCACCGCCGCGGGAAGGCGCUGUGAUGAAGAAGGUGCUUCAGGAAUUCUGGCUUACAGGAGUGAUUGCAACUACACGAAUGGCGAUGAUGCCGUUCCAGUCACCGGCCCUGGCAUUGCCGAACCGGUUUCGGGUACUCAGCCUGUGAGCAGAACUAUCUCGGACUCGUCCGGCUUCUCGGGCCAGCGCUGGCUUGGUCCAGACGCUGGAUUCGCUCAAGAAGGAGGUGCCUCUCGCGUGCCUUUGCAGGGCAUGGUCCUGACACCUGGGUCAGGUUCGUUUCGGGGGCUCGCGAAACGGUACAGUUGCUGGGUUCGGACAGACUGAAAGCAGCCGGCGACAACACUAUUGGGCUCGCCAGAUGGCGAUCAGUUUUAAUCGACCGACACCCAAUUCAAGCUCAGCCUCUGAACAUCGAAGCGGGCCGACUGCAUCAGUGGGCAUGGAAGGAUCCAAACAGAAACUCGUUCGAAGCCAGUCCAGCCUCUAACAACCCAAGCGCUAAUAUCGGGGUGAAUGGCGAAUCCACCACUGCUGGCUUCUUCGCCGACUCACAAGGGUUCAACCUGGGUCCCACCGGGAUGACACCCGGGGCCAGGUUCCAGAUGGGUGACAGCCCUGUGGAUGCCUACGGCAUGGCGUCCAACGGGUGGCCGGGCAUGCCAGGUCAGUCAGGCAUGACCCCAAUGAGCGAGGGGGUGCUACGAUCGCUCAUGAAUAUGGGACCGAUGGACGCGAUGGAUCUGUCAUCGUGGGAGUCGGGAGCCUAGCUGGUCGCCGUCCCCUUGAUGAUGUGAAUCUACAGCAGAAUGAGGAGUUCGGGGAGAUAUUUCUUGAUGAAGGCACAACACGUGCCAAUGUACGACUAAUUUUCCCACUCAGUAUUGAGGGUUCACGGGGGAGCAGGGUGGAUGACGGGGUAUUCGAUGGCCUGGUAGGUCGGCGUUGGUGGCUUUAAUCGAGAUCGAUUCAAUCAUGG